Messenger RNA from Talaromyces rugulosus, 732 nucleotides. RefSeq lists its product as uncharacterized. The transcript has a single exon. The record is from RefSeq and is a predicted model, not a curated record. Lineage: Eukaryota; Fungi; Ascomycota; Eurotiomycetes; Eurotiales; Trichocomaceae. The coding region runs from base 1 to 732 and encodes 243 amino acids.
AUGAAGGCCCUAAUCGGCCUAGUCUACAAGGACAUGGAACAGGCCUUAUUAGGCCACUUUGCAAGCAGCAAUAGCGCGCUGCACGCGGAGAUGGCCGCUAUGAAGGCCUAUAUGACCUCUCUGGUAGAGGCUAUGGAGCAGCGCCUCACAGGCCAAUUGGGCGCUCUGGAGCGCCGUUUCUCAACCCUAGAAGCUCAACAGGCCUCCCCGAACGCCCCAAACCACCCCCUAAAGCCCCUAUCGUCAGGGGACGACCGCCAGGGCCCACAACAGCCUCUGCCAUCCCAGGGGACGACGUUUGCAGAGGUCGCCCAUGGCCCCCAAGCUAACCCGAAUAGGGCCGCUAAGCCCAUAGAGCCACGCAGAGCCUCACCCCCGAUAUCAAAACCACCCCCUGGGGUGAAGCCCGCAGCAGGCCCCCAGUGGGCCGAUAUAGCAGCCAGCAAUGCCCAGGAGUGGCAAAUCGUUACAAAAAAACGGGCUUACUCCCCGAACCAGCCCCCAAAAGUCCAAAUGGACCCAGGGAGCCUGAAGCCUAUUCGCGGAAGCAACAAGGGAGACCGCAGGCUUAUAUUUAGGCGUGAAAAUGGCCGCACCGCCUCUAGAAAGUCUAAAGCUGAUGUUAUCUUGCAGCUUAACCGCUGCCUAGCCCAGGUAGGCUUCCCGAACUUCGCCAGGGUAAUAGACGCCAAUUACACCGAAUUAGGGGCUAUCUCAGCUCUAUUGGACUAA